CGGAAAGUAUGAUGAAUAGUAAAUAAAGCAAGUAGUCAAGUACUCAAAAAUCAAGAAGUGAAAAAAAAUUUUAACGAUUAGGAAGCAUUACAUAUGAGGAUACCAGGAAAUUGAGUAAACAUAAAAACUGUUAUUUCGAAAAUACUACACUUAUUCUAGAAUAUCUCUUUGAAAGUUCAACCUUUCUUAUGAUUGAUUUUAAGCAGCGCAAUAAUAAAAAGAAUAAAUAUAUGCAAGGUUUAGCAAAUAUAUGUUAUCAGAAAUAGCCUCAGCUUCAUUUGACAGUUAUUCAAAAACUCCGAGAGCGAUCAAUCGAAAUUGUUUGACAGUGUUCAACAAAAAAAGUAUAAUUAAUUUACAAAACUGUGUUCUUCUAGUUCUUCUAAAAUCUAUCAAUCAAUAUUAUACAAACCAUCGAAAACAUCUACCUCCAAAAUCGAAUAGAGGCAAAGAUAAAUGGAAAACUAAUACAGUGUAUACUAGUUCAAAGCGGAGUCAGACAGGGUGACUCGUUGAGCCCACUUCUCUUUAAUAUAAUAAUGGACGAAAUAAUACAAGCAGUACGUAAAGGUCAUGGCUACAGAAUGGGGAACAAAGAAAUACAAAUAUUAUGUUAUGCAGACGAUGCCGCAUUAAUCGCCGAAACAGAAGACAAGCUCCAAAGAUUAACACAUAUCUUCAAUACAACAGCUAAGAAAUACACGAUAAUAAUAUCAGCAGACAAAACCAAAUGUAUGACAACAUCGAAAUACCCACUGCGGUGUAAAAUCGAAAUUGAUGGGAAAAUAAUAAAGCAGGAAGCAAGGUUUAGAUAUCUAGGAAUAGAUAUAACUGGUUACGGAGAUGUUGAAAAAGAAGUACGACAACAAAGCUUAAAAACAAGUAAAGCGGCGGGUUCUCUUAAUGACACAAUCUGGAAAAACAAACACCUAAGACAAGACAUAAAAAAAAUCUAUAAAGCAGCAAUUAGACCAUACACGGCGGAGACAAGACCUGACGCAUCCAAAACGAGACGAUUGCUAGAAACAACAGAAAUGAAAAUACUCCGACGAAUAUCAGGGAGAAGUCUAGUGUAUAGGGAGAGAAGCGAAAAAAUAAGCAGAAGAUGCAAUAUAGAAGACAUAAAUGGAUGGGUGACAAAACGAAAAUAGGAGUGGAACGAACAUAUCAGUAGAAUGGCAGAGGAUACAAUAGUACGAAUAGCACGAGAUAAGUCACCAAAUAAUAAUGCGACAAUUUAAACAAUUUAGGAGGCUACUAUUGAAGAAGAAACAGGCUUUAAAGCCUACAUACUAGACGGAAGAAGAAGAAGAAGAAGCGUUCUUUUAAAAAAUCUAUGAUUUUUAUAGACUACAGGUGAGAUAGUACAUAAUGAUAAUACUACCACCAUCGCCGCAACCAUGGAGGACUUACAAAUACUACCGAGUGCAUGAGGCAGGUUUCAGACAAGGUAUUAAUAUUAACAGCUUCGUAUCGAUCGUAUCAAGCUUCAGUUAUUUGAAAAGAUGGUUGAGUAAUGAAAAUACAUGCGAUGAAGAGAUAAUGACGAAGAUUAAAAUGGCAGGUAAAGCAUUUCGCAAAUAAAUACCUAUCAUUACAAAUAGAAACUUUUCAG
Molecule: messenger RNA, 1615 nt
Organism: Diabrotica balteata
Lineage: Eukaryota; Metazoa; Arthropoda; Insecta; Coleoptera; Chrysomelidae
Source: the annotation of a GenBank genome assembly